This is a messenger RNA of Heterobilharzia americana, 891 nucleotides long. The record is from the annotation of a GenBank genome assembly. Lineage: Eukaryota; Metazoa; Platyhelminthes; Trematoda; Strigeidida; Schistosomatidae.
AUGGAUAUAUAUCAGAAAUCGGUUUGUCAGUCUGUAAGUUUAGACAAUAAAUAUAUACAAGGUACACUGAAUACCUUAAGUAAGCAUUCAAUUAUCCAAUCGGAAAAUACAAAUAGUGCUUAUAGAGAGACAAUGUAUAUAAACACUUUUACACCAGUGAAAUGGAAAUUUUAUGCAACAAGAUGGCCGAAUUAUCUAGUUCCAGGUCGUCAGUUAACUGAAAACUUUUUAAAACCUAACUGGGCAACACCUUAUCGACGUGCUUCAACUAGACAACUUUUUGAAGAUUUACAUCGUUAUGUAUUGAAUGUGGAAUGGCCACAUGGAAGUCAAUUAUUCAUCCUUGAUCCACUUGCACUAUCACCCCUUUCACCAAUAGCUCUUCGAAUUAUUUAUGAUCACAAUGAACCAGAAGCUGAAAAAUGGAUCUACGUGUACGAAUGGUUAUCACCAUGGCAUUCGACUACAAUGUAUACAUUUAAUCAAAUCCGUCACAGAUUUCCAGGAAUUACAAUCAUUUGUUGGUUGGCGUUUAUCACUAACUGGAUUAACUAUUUCUCACGAUAUGAAUUAUAUCAUACACAACUUGGUUACUCACGUCCUGGUACUACAAUAUUUUCAAAUGCAUGGAGAUUUACAGAGCCUGCAGCUUCCUGUUUCAUCUUCUCUCAUUCACUGACUUGUGGUCAGAUAGCUCUUUUCGAUGGAUGGAUAUUAUGGUCAAUUGGUUUAGUUAUGCAACAAGUUACUAAAAUCACUAUGAAAUUACUAGAUUAUAUAAAUAAGAAAUAUAAAAAACGCCCACCUCCAUGUCGUUUAUCUUCAAGCAAAGACCCUCUUAAGGGUUACACAACGGUUAUGUAUAUGUUUACUGAUGUUGAUGAGAUUUAG